Zophobas morio is the source of this 1591-nucleotide messenger RNA. It is a transcript of the gene Ntan1, whose product is annotated as protein N-terminal asparagine amidohydrolase. Gene Ontology annotation, cellular component: nucleus. The transcript has 8 exons. Gene Ontology annotation, molecular function: protein-N-terminal asparagine amidohydrolase activity. Gene Ontology annotation, biological process: ubiquitin-dependent protein catabolic process. Bases 297 to 1229 code for a protein of 310 amino acids. The record is from RefSeq and is a predicted model, not a curated record. Lineage: Eukaryota; Metazoa; Arthropoda; Insecta; Coleoptera; Tenebrionidae.
AUACCCAAAGCUCUUCUGCCCACACUCGUUCCGUCAACUGACCCAUUCUCUAGAUUCCUCCAAAGUUUCCUUUUAGUUCUGUCUCGUCCGUAGCCUCGCACGGUCGCUCGGUUCAACAACACCAACCCGUACACGCGCAUCAACAUCGCGCUUCCAGCAAGAAAUUAACAAGAAGACGUGAGUUUUCAUUCGAAAUUUAACACGCUAUUAGACUUGUGUACGCCACUGCAACACCGCCAAGAACUGUUACUCCAGGAUCCAUGCCAAGCUAGUUCGGGAGACGCUAAAGUUGCAGGAUGGUGCUGGUGCUGAACGGAGUAUUGCAGGAGGAAUGCCCCCCGGACACCCGAUCCCUCUACCACGCUCACCCCGUGUACAGGGAGACGGCCGCCCAAUUACUGGCCAUCCCCAAUAAGGUCAUCGGCCCGGUGGGGUUGCUGUACGUGCAGCAGAGGGAGCUGGCGGCGACCGUCCCUCACGACAAGAACGUGAACAUCUUGGGCUCCGACGACGUCACAACAUGCCUGAUCGUGGUGGUACGACACUCAGGUUCGGGCGCCGUGGCCCUCGCCCACCUCGACGGCUCCGGCACCGACGAGGCCGUCUGCACCAUGGUGCAGCGCGUCCAGGAGCUCGCCCUGGGCUACCCCGAGGGCCGCAUCGAGCUGCAAUUGAUCGGCGGCUUCACCGACCCCAGGCAUUAUUCCGAAGAACUGUUCUACAACGUCAUGACUUCGUUCCAUAAACACCCUGUAGAGAUAGACUUGACCCUGGCUUGCGUGGGCGAACUGAAUACUACAAUAAGGGGUGGGAUCCACUGGCCGAUUAUCUACGGGAUCGGGGUGAAUACGAAGACGGGGGAGAUAUUUCCGGCUACUUUUCCCGACAAAGGUCCGGAUCAGCCGCUGAGGUGUUCCCGAUUUUUGACGGGAGUGUCGCAGGUGUUGGACAUUUACGACUGCAGCUUGGGCCUUCUCAGGAUUGGACCCUUCAAUUACGAACCAUUACGAGGCGUCGACUUGUGGUUGGAGCAGAGCGACGAAUUCAUCUUGCAGCAUUUGUCGACGUCGCCCGACGUCGAGCCGCCCCAUUUCGUCAUGCAGAUCCGGGCUACUCUCAAAUACAUCCAGGAUAACCAAUUCCCCGCGGUGACAGUCUUCAGGGACAACCGUCCUCACUACUACCGGCGAGAUGAACACUCCGGCAUUUGGACGCCCGUGAGAUACUAAGGAAGGAGGCGCGAGAGAGUUGUUUUUAGAUAUAUUUUUACAAAUUAAUAUAGUUAUAUUUUAUCUCUGUAAGAUUAUAUACACCGCAUGAGUCGUGCGUUUUUGUAAAUAUAGAGGAAAUUUACGAGCAUUUUGACGUGUUGAUUACUUUUUACUUGUGCUUUUUUCUAGUUAAUGUUUAUACAUAUAUUUUGUGAUUGAUUUAUCGAAUAUUUUGUUACUAUACUGUAAUUGUUAGUUUUACUGCCAGUGGAUGCGUAAGUCUAAGUUGAGAUAAUUUUUGUUAAAAAUAAGACACUAUUACUUUAUUUAAGUUUGUUAAUUGGGUUGUUGAAUAAUAAAUACUUAUUGCUAUUGCUUAA